AACCAAUCUAAUUCAUUAACUCGAAGAGACGCAGCAACGACUUGUUCAUAUGGAGUGAAAUAGUUCAAGAUGAGGGGAGAACUGUUAUUUUUUGCGCUAUAUAUUGUGACGGUGUUCGCAAGUGCGGCAGCUGUUCCGUCACUUUCGGAUUUGCAGCCACAAGAAAACGCAACAGCACCGUUGGAGGAUCGAAUGCAAAAUGUUCGUGAAACUUUGUUUGGAAGUGGUAAAAGAAAACACAAGAAAAAACAUCGUUCAAGUUCCAAACGACAUCGACAUCACGGAUCAAAGAAACAUCAUAAGCGGGAAGAAAAUUCCCAGGACAAGGAUGAACGCCCACUUUAUUCUGGCUUGGGAGCCGAUUCAGACCCUUCAAGGAAAAUUGGUAUAGUUUUAGUACAGCAACCUGUUCAAAAUCCUGGACAUGGCUCAAAACCAUGGAAUCCGAAUGAAUCUAACAACCGGCCAACUCCCAAGCCAUGGGAAUCUAAUGAAUCUGACAAUCAUCCUGGGCAUGGCCAUGGCUCCAAACCAUGGGAUUCUGAUGAAUCAGAACAUCGCCCUGGCCACGGCCAUGGCUCAAAACCAUCGGAUUCCGAUGAAUCUGGACACCGUCCUGGCCACGGUCAUCAUCCCAAACCCUGGGAUUCUGAUGAGUCUGAACACCGCCCCGGCCAUGGCCACCACCCCAAGCCAUGGGAUUCUGAUGAAUCUGAACACCGCCCCGACCAUGGCCAUCAUCCCAAGCCAUGGGAUUCUAAUGAAUCUGAACACCGCCCCGGCCAUGGCCAUAAUCCCAAGCCAUGGGAUUCUGAUGAAUCUGAACACCGCCCCGGCCAUGGCCAUCAUCCCAAGCCAUGGGAUUCUGAUGAAUCUGAACACCGCCCCGGCCAUGGUCAUCAUUCCAAACCAUGGGAUUCUGAUGAGUCUGAACACCGCCCUGGCCAUGGUCAUCAUCCUAAACCUUGGGAUUCUAACGAGCGUCCUGGCCACAGCCACGGCAACAAGCCAUGGAAACCUGAUGAAUCUGGACAGCGUCCUGAAUCAGGCUAUGGAAAGAGACCAGGCUACGGAUCGCGAAGCUCUUAUGAAUCCGGUCAUUAUCCCGGUUAUGGAUCUCGAAGUUCUGGUGAAUACCAUUCUGGGCAUAGCCAUAGUUACGGAUCUAGGAGUUCCGAUGAAUCUGACUAUCGGCCUGCCUAUGGUCACGGGCAUAGGCCAUGGAGCUCGGGUGGCUACUCUGAUGAAUCUGACCGGUAUGGAUCGCGAAGCUCUGAUGAAUCAUAUUCCGGUUACGGAUCUAGACAUUCCUAUGAAUCUUAUCACUGGGAUGGAUAUGGUUCGCGAAGUUCAGAUGAAUCAAAUUACAGUUCAAGAGGGUCUGACGAAUCUUGGAGUCGAUAUUCGCGAGGAAGUGGAAGCUAUGAUGACUCACGAGGAUCCAGAUCUAGUAGAUCUCGAUAUUCUGAUGAAUCUCGAUGGAGAUCUAAUGACAAUAUCCCUGACGCAAUAGAGAGUCAACUUAAUCAGACUGAAAUGCCUACUGAGGAAAGUAAUAUCCAAGCGGAGAAUACCACAAAGUCCCAAACUACCGAUUUGAAAUAAUUUAAAUGUAAGAUUACAGUGUACCGUUAAAUUGUUAAUCCUAUGUAGUAUAAAAUAUUUUUGGAACAAAUCUGUUGAUUUGUUCAGGAUACAAGCAGUAUAUGUGUAAAUUAAUGAAAGCAGGAAUGUAGUUUGUAAAUAUGAUUGGAAAAAUAUCUUGUAAAGUGUCAUCUUAAAUUUAAUAAAAUUGCUAC
Messenger RNA from Hermetia illucens (black soldier fly), 1799 nucleotides. RefSeq names its product histidine-rich glycoprotein-like. The transcript has 2 exons. The record is from RefSeq and is a predicted model, not a curated record. The coding region runs from base 70 to 1605 and encodes 511 amino acids. Lineage: Eukaryota; Metazoa; Arthropoda; Insecta; Diptera; Stratiomyidae.